Messenger RNA from Setaria italica (foxtail millet), 1453 nucleotides. Its product is annotated as probable sarcosine oxidase. Gene Ontology annotation, molecular function: flavin adenine dinucleotide binding; sarcosine oxidase activity. The transcript has a single exon. The coding region runs from base 68 to 1297 and encodes 409 amino acids. The record is from RefSeq and is a predicted model, not a curated record. NCBI's taxonomy places the organism in Eukaryota, Viridiplantae, Streptophyta, Magnoliopsida, Poales, Poaceae.
UCAUCAACGAGACCAUAAAUUCGAGAGCCCGAGACCAACAAGGCCAGAGGCACCCAGGAUUUGCGCCAUGGCCGCUGCACCCACCGCCCCCGCCGGCCACCGCUCCGACUUCGACGUCAUCGUGGUGGGCGCCGGCAUCAUGGGCAGCUGCGCGGCGCACGCGGCGGCGUCCCGCGGCGCGCGCGCCCUGCUCCUGGAACGCUUCGACCUCCUCCACGGCCUCGGCUCCUCGCAUGGCGACUCCCGCAUCAUCCGCGACGCCUACGCAAAGGCGCGGUACGUGCCCAUGGUGCGCCUCGCCCGCCGCCUCUGGGCGGACGCCGAGGCCGAGUCCGGCUACCGCGUGCUCACCCCGGCGCCGCAGCUCACCUUCGGCCCGCGCGACAGCGCCUCGCUGCUCGCCGCCGUCCGGAACGCCGGCGCCGAGGAGGUGGACCUGGCGACGAGGUGGGGAGGAGCCUUCCGCGUCCCUGACGGGUGGGUCACCGCGGUGAGCGAGCACGGCGGCGGCGUGCUCAACGCGACCAAGGCGGUGGCCAUGUUCCAGGCGCUCGCCGUCAAGAAGGGCGCCGCGGUCAGAGACAACGCCGAGGUCGUCGGCAUCGAGAAGGGGGCCGAGGGCGGCGUCGUGGUGAGGACGAGCGGCGGCGAGGUGUUCCGCGGCGCCAAGUGCGUCGUCACGGUGGGCGCCUGGGCGAGCAAGCUGCUCAGGUCCGUCGCCGGCGUGGAGCUCCCCAUCCAGCCGCUGCACACACUGAUCCUGUACUGGCGCGUCAAGCCCGGCCGCGAGCGCGAGCUCACGGCGAAGGCCGGGUUCCCGACGUUCUCCAGCUCCGGCGACCCGCCCGUGUACGGCACGCCGUCGCUGGAGCUCCCGGGGCUUAUCAAGAUCAGCUGCGACGGCGGGCCGCCGUGCGACCCGGACAACCGUAACUGGGACGCUGGCGACAAGGAAGUCACCGAGCGGGUGGCCAGGUGGAUCGAGGAGGCCAUGCCGGGACACUUGGACGCCGCCGGCGGGCCGGUGAUCCGGCAGUCGUGCAUCUGCUCCAUGACGCCGGACGCGGACUUCGUGAUCGACUUCCUCGGCGGGGACUUCGGGGAGGACGUGGUGGUCGGGGCCGGGUUCUCCGGGCACGGGUUCAAGAUGGGCCCGGCGGUGGGGAGGUUCCUGGCCGAGAUGGCCAUCGACGGCAAGUCCAAAACGGCGGCGGAGGCCGGCGUGGAGCUCGGCUGCUACAGGAUCAACCGGUUCGACGGCAACCCCAUGGGAAAUGAUGCCAAUAAGGAUUACUAGUGAGCUCGAUCAUGGAUGUGUGUCAUCCUACUACCAUGUACCUGUGUGAUUCUUGUCACGCAUUGAAAUAACAAGUUGCAUGUGAUGGUUGCAACAUUAUCAGAAAACACAAAUGCGUUUGAGUUUUAUCAGUGUAAGUAUUUUUUUUUUGAAACG